CGCAGGCAGCGCAGAUUGGAAGACGUGUUUGGGUGACGUCAGCGUGAACUGCAAUGCAAUUGGUUAAAAAUAAAAUAAGCACCGCCCAUAUGGCUGCUUUUCUAUAAAAGCCACCAAACGCGCUCAGUCGUGUCGCGUGUUUAGGUUCUGUGGCGUUUGGAAGUGGUUUGGUAAAAACAUAUUUUUGUGGCAGGUUUCAUGAUGUUGUGUUCACCUGUCGUUGAUAAAAAAGGAUAAUCUGAAUUUCGUAAACCAUUUUCUGAAAAAUAUCUUCUGGAAAGUCCGGCUAAACCAGUAUGGCAGGGAAAGGCAGGGGUAUAGCAGCUUUUACCUUCAACAUAGAGGCGCUGGGACUCAGCAGAGGAUCCAUGCCUGAGACUCAGCGAGGCCCACAGCCAAUGUUUCCUCAAAUCGAAUUCAAACCAGUGCCUCUAAAGGCUGGCGAGGAUGAAGACUACAUGCUGGCUUUAAAACAAGAGAUCAGAGGGAAAAUGAAAGGCCUGCCUUUCAAUAUAAAGCCCCCCUCAGGCAAGAACGAUGUUGAACGGUAUAAAGAAAAAUACAUAAGGGAAUGCCGUAAAAUUGAGGAUGAAGAAUGGACACCAGACUGGAACCGUCUUCCAAAGGAACUAAUGCCCCAGAAGAAAAAAAUAAGAAAGAAAAUUGACUGUAAGAAAUCCACAAAAGUCUCAAGCAAAGAUAAGGAGGCUUUGCUCUCUAAACUGGAUGAGCUUGAGAAGAGGGGUGAUGACAAAUCAGAUGAGGAGAAAGAGGAAAAAAAGAAAGGUGAAGAGGAUGAGGAAGAGGAAGUUGAAGGAGAGGAGUAUGAAGAAGAAGAGCUUGAAGAGGAAAAUGACUACAUAGCAAACUACUUUGAAGAUGGUGAUGAUUACGGAGCCGGCAGUGAUGACAAUAUGGAUGAAGCCACAUACUGAUUUGUAAUGAUUGCUCUGAAACUCAAUGUUCUUUUUGUUCCUCACAUCAAAAGGGGAAGUGAUUAUUUAUGUUCUUUGCUACCUGCAAGUAAAAUAUUAACAAACAAACAAGAUUUGGAGAUUCGGGUACUAAAAUAUAGUUCAUUUAUUUUCAAACUGCAACUACGGUCUAAAGGCCGAAGGCACGUACUGCUCAAAUUUGUCAUUUAACAAAACUCUCAUGGUCAAGAGAAAAUAUUACAACUUGAAUUUCCACUUCAGUAUUUAAGAACCGUUCACAUCACUGUGUCCUGGUAAGAGUUAAAUAAGGAGUUCACAACUGUAGGCAGACAGCUUUCCAAGCAAUGUUAAAAAGAAAACAUUAGCAACAUUAACACUGAUUGUAACCAUUUCCAUCCUCUAAAAUAAAUUAGUGUGCACGUGUGUAUAUCCCUGACACCAAGACAGAGACAUCAGCCGUCUCCAAGUUACAUUUUGAUUAAAUCAGUUGUUUACUGUUAAAGCAAACACGUAAGUUAUGUAGCUAUGUCAGCCCAUGUGAAGGGGAAACUGUGCAAAAUGCAAGACAACUGCCUGUGGGAACUGAGCCAGAUGAAUCUAGUUCAAACCUUAUGCCAGAGCAGUGCCAAGUUCAAUACAUGGCACUAUUUGCUUAAUUAAGUCCAUCUAUGGCAUUAUAAGUUGAAACUAGUGUCCACAGCCUAUAAUCAUUCCUCAUAUUAAAGGAUGAGUUCAACUGUUUUGAACCAAACACUAAACUGUCAUUACUCUGACAUGGAUUGGGUAAUGCCUCAAAUUGAAAACUGUAGCCUUAAGCCAAUAAUUAUUCCCAUCUCAGCUGUCUGUAGAGACUUUAAAUUACUGACUUAAACUAAUCUAUUAAUUACACUGACGCACUGACAAUAGCCGAGAUUCAAUUCACCUUCCCGACUCUUCUGUCUUCUAAAUGGGAAUUCCGCCCUUUUUUAAAUUUCUGCAUAAAGAAAUCAUUCAGUGUGGUUUGAUGUGAAAAGCUCCAUUCAAACUUAGUCAGACUUGUCCACAGUGGUGGUGAUGGGAACAAGACAUCUGAAGAACUGAAUGCCCUUAAAAGCCACCACCUAGCAAGUUAUUAUAUGAAACUGUUAUGAAUGUUACCUGAGGCUGAAAACAUUAUUUUACAAUAGAACUGGCCUAAAAUGUAUUUUUCAAAAUACAUUCAUGGUAGAGAGGUACGUAUAGGUUCUGUGGUCAUUUUGGAUAGCAAAGGAAAUUA
This is a messenger RNA of Colossoma macropomum (tambaqui), 2190 nucleotides long. RefSeq names its product polymerase (RNA) III (DNA directed) polypeptide G (gene polr3g). Gene Ontology annotation, biological process: transcription by RNA polymerase III. The transcript has 7 exons. Bases 297 to 935 code for a protein of 212 amino acids. NCBI's taxonomy places the organism in Eukaryota, Metazoa, Chordata, Actinopteri, Characiformes, Serrasalmidae. The record is from RefSeq and is a predicted model, not a curated record. Gene Ontology annotation, cellular component: RNA polymerase III complex.